AUGUCCCCCCUGGCCAAACUCUACCUCAUCACCUGCUGGUCCUACAUCAUCUCCUUCCACCUCACACUCAGCAUUCUCCCGCUCGACAUGGCGGCAUCGGCCGGUGCGGGUGGCCCAGUCGCAGUCGCGGCGGAGCGCGUCGUCGUCCUCGAGGGGGACCAGUUCGCGAGGGCGGCCAAGGUGCAGGGUCUGAAGAGCCGAGCGGCGUUUAAACUGCUGCAGAUCAAUGAGCGGUAUAGGUUGUUUAGGCCGGGCAUGACGGUCGUGGAUCUCGGGUUUGCGCCGGGGAGUUGGAGUCAGGUAGCCACCGACCUGACAAAACCCCGCGGGCGAGUCCUCGGCGUGGACCUCCUGCCCGUGCAGCCUCCCAAGGGCGUGUCCACGAUCCAGGGCGACUUUCUCUCCCCCGACAUCCAAGCAGAGAUCAAGGCCUUCCUGCGUGACCCGGACCGCGGACGGCUCCGACGACCGUCUGCCCUCCUCGACACUAGCAUCGCCACCUCCUCCGCCUCCAACCCUCCUGGCGGAGCGGCGAUCGAUCAAGCCGCGGCGCUAGAGGAAGAAGCAACGGGCUAUCUCGAGCGCGAGAGCCACGAGAAGACACUAGUGGCAGAUGCAGAGGUGGCCGAUCCCGAUCCCGCAGAGCAUCGGGACAAGUGUGCCGACGUGGUGCUCAGCGACAUGUGCGAACCCUGGGACCCGCUUGACGGCCUGUACAAGAAGAGCAUCAGUAACCCGUAUUACAGGUUGAUGAAUACCAGUGGAAACGCGUUCCGCGAUCACGCCGGAAGUAUGGACCUCUGUCGCGCGGCGCUGAGAUUCAGCUACGAUACGCUCAAAGUCGGCGGGCACUUUGUGUGCAAGUUCUACCAGGGGGCCGAGGACAAGUCGUUGGAGAAAUCCCUCAAAGCCAUGUUCCACAAGGUGCAUCGCGAGAAGCCGGAGAGUUCGAGAGCGCAGAGCAAGGAGGCCUAUUUUGUGGGGAUUAAAAGGUUGGCCAAGGUCGAGAAGGAGGUCGUUCUCGCAGGGCCGUGA
Molecule: messenger RNA, 1035 nt
Organism: Cladophialophora yegresii CBS 114405
Lineage: Eukaryota; Fungi; Ascomycota; Eurotiomycetes; Chaetothyriales; Herpotrichiellaceae
Product: ribosomal RNA large subunit methyltransferase J
Exons: 4
Coding region: 1-1035 (344 amino acids)
Biological process (GO): RNA methylation
Cellular component (GO): mitochondrion
Molecular function (GO): rRNA (uridine-2'-O-ribose)-methyltransferase activity
Source: RefSeq, a predicted model, not a curated record